CUUACACCGCUCUCUGUAUCUAUAUCUAUUUAUAUACAAACCUCCUCUGUAUCUAUAUUAUAAUCCCUAAAUUCACUACAUAAUAAUAGUACAUUAAAAAAUAUAAAUAUUUAAAUCCAGAUCAGUUCAGUCAAAUUUCCAUAUCUAGUCUUCAAGUGAACUCAAUAUUUAUUACUCCAAUAUAUAUAUAUAUACAUACAUUGUAUUUGUAUCUAUUGAUUUUAGUUAACUGAUGGAUCCACCUAUAAUCAACGAAGCUUCUUUCUCAACUGCGAAUCCUUCUUCUUACAGUUUAACUGAGAUUUGGCCUUUUUCUUCUAUGAAUGGAAAUGAGAAUUUGGGGCUCAAAAUUGGCAGCUUUGUUUCCGGAUAUGGUGACGCCGGCGGUGAGGAAUCGUCGGUCACGGAACAAAGUGGCGGUGGUCGGAAACGGAGAGAUGCUAAUUCUGAAGACGAAUCUUCUAAACUUGUGUCUACUAGUACCGCCACUGAUUUGAGCAAUUUGAGUGGGAAAAGGAUGAAGACAUCGGGAUCGAAAACCGAAUUAGGUGGUGGUAUGAAAGUUGAUGGAGAAGGGAGUUCAGGGGGAUCAGGUAGUAAGGCUGCAGGUGGUCAAACUAGUAAACCGUCUGAACCGCCUAAAGACUAUAUUCAUGUUAGAGCAAGAAGGGGUCAAGCUACUGAUAGUCAUAGUCUUGCUGAAAGAGCCAGGAGAGAAAAGAUUAGUGAAAGGAUGAAAAUUCUUCAAGAUUUGGUCCCAGGGUGUAACAAGGUUAUAGGAAAAGCACUUGUACUUGAUGAAAUAAUCAACUACAUCCAAUCAUUACAACAUCAAGUCGAGUUCUUGUCUAUGAAGCUUGAAGCUGUAAAUACAAGGAUGAACCCUCCCAUUGAAGGAUUUCCCACAAAAGAGCUUGGCCCACCACCGUUUGAUGCUGCAGGACUUCUUUUUGGGUCACAAACAACACGGGAGUACGGUCAAGAAUCACAAUCAGAGUGGCUUCAUAUGCAGUUAGGAAGUAGCUUUGAGCGAGCAACAUAGUCAACAUGAAUCAUAAUUUAGCUAACCAGACUCUUGGAAAUCUUGCAUUAACAGUGGAAAUGCGAAUUUCCAAAGGUAUGUAAGAUAAGAUAUAUUUAUAUAUGAACUUUUUGUAUCAGAUUGUCCUCGGUAUUUAAGCUCUAUACUAGAUCAUCUGUAAAAAAUUGCAAUUCUGGACAACCUGAUUGACCAAGACUACCUGCUUUACAAUGGCCAGGAAGAGAAGUGCGUUUACAUGUUCUUUUAUUUUCUUUUUGCAAGCAAAAUUUGAUGUCUGUUGUCAUUAAAUGUAUUAAGUAGCAAUUUGAUAUCUUUUUUUCUUCAAGUUAAUCGACUAACUAAAGCUCGUCCAUGUUAGAUACGAUCCUUAACAUGUUUAUUGAAUUUAUUAUGGAAUUAUAUUUUAGAACAAAA
Erigeron canadensis is the source of this 1456-nucleotide messenger RNA. RefSeq names its product transcription factor bHLH79. The transcript has 6 exons. Gene Ontology annotation, biological process: regulation of DNA-templated transcription. Gene Ontology annotation, molecular function: DNA-binding transcription factor activity; protein dimerization activity. The record is from RefSeq and is a predicted model, not a curated record. Gene Ontology annotation, cellular component: nucleus. Bases 233 to 1042 code for a protein of 269 amino acids. NCBI's taxonomy places the organism in Eukaryota, Viridiplantae, Streptophyta, Magnoliopsida, Asterales, Asteraceae.